AUGUUGUUCUUUGCUUUGUUUGUUGUUCUAAGUGUUGGACAGCCAAGAGACUUAACAUUGAAAGAGUGUCCAUAUACUUCGAAAAGUCCAGACAUAAAUGUUAACAAUAUAUUUGUGUAUGACGAUAAAGACAAGAAGUCUGUGUCAUUUACACUUGUUAUCACUUCAAACAAGGAACUGACAAAGGCUGGUCUUUCUUUUUCUGCAGAUUCUUUUAUCAUGCAACAGUACACUGGACACAUCGAUAUUCAAACAGUUGAUUUGAUUUUUGCAAUUGGGAAGGAAGGUAAAAUCGAAAAGGGAGUGCACACUCUUAAAAUAGAAGUUCCUUACUCACAACUAAGCACUGUGGCAAGUUAUGUGCUCACUUUUGAUAUUUCAUAUGGAGAUGAGCAAUUGAGAUCGUGUGUGAAUGUCGACUACAGAGCAUCACCUUCAUCAAAUUAA
Messenger RNA from Entamoeba invadens IP1, 447 nucleotides. RefSeq lists its product as hypothetical. The transcript has a single exon. Lineage: Eukaryota; Evosea; Mastigamoebida; Endamoebidae. Bases 1 to 447 code for a protein of 148 amino acids. The record is from RefSeq and is a predicted model, not a curated record.